Messenger RNA from Rhopalosiphum maidis (corn leaf aphid), 3894 nucleotides. Its product is annotated as BTB/POZ domain-containing protein 6-like. Gene Ontology annotation, biological process: neurogenesis. Gene Ontology annotation, molecular function: protein binding. Gene Ontology annotation, cellular component: cytosol. Lineage: Eukaryota; Metazoa; Arthropoda; Insecta; Hemiptera; Aphididae. The transcript has 5 exons. The record is from RefSeq and is a predicted model, not a curated record. The coding region runs from base 20 to 2194 and encodes 724 amino acids.
GUGCCGUUCAAUCGCGUCGAUGUGGUGCGCGCGACCGGAUGACAUGCAGCCGGCGAGGCAACGUUCAUCGGGCGUGUUGAAACUGGGCCGGUACAUUGUCCGGUGUCUGACGGCCCAGCCGGACAUCUGGCUGCUGUUCUUGUACAAGUGCGGUCAGCUGGUGGCGGUCAACCUGCACGAACCGGUGGCGCGGAGCGUGGGCAUCCUGGACGAGCUGUUCCAGGCGCAACAGGGACUGCCGCCGUCGCCGGAACCGGGACAGCAGCGGGAACGGCGCGACCGAGAACGUUCCGCGCGACCGGUCGCCAUAGGGUCUCUGCAGUCGUCACCGCGGUCGACGCACCGGGCGCCGUGCGUUGCGUCGUCGUCGUCGUCGUCGUCCGCGUCGCCAUCCGGAUCGGUGUCGCCCGUGUCCGCGUCGUCCGCCGCGUCCGUGUCUUCCGCGACGCCGGACAACGACCAGUACCGCGGCAUGGACGAGGACGACACGGACGACGGGUACACCGACUCGGAAGACGAACCGUUCGCCUACAUAACCGGCCGCCGGUUCUCCAGCACCCCGUCCACCGGCGGUUCGCGGACCCGUCGCAGCAGUUCCGGCUGCGGUAGCAGUUACAACAGCAGCACCAACAGCCGGCGGAGCAGCGUGGCCGCCGGCCGCCGGCGCAACAGCUGCACCGACAUCGUCGAGGUGGUCGACGACACCGAAGUCGGCGGCAGUUGCAGAGAUACGCUGAGCGUCAACUCGUAUGGAAUGCCUCAGUCUGGUUCCACCGUGUCCCAGAGAGAGAGUUCCAGCUUCUUGCCUGUCACUCAACCGGCCAGUGUACCCGCAUCGCCAGUCGGUUCUCCAGUGUCGCAGCUGCUAUCAGAUCUCUCAAACAUCACUCUAGAUCCCAACUGGCAGGCCAUCAAGUCUACUGUACGCGAACGUAAUGCUGCCAUGUUCAAUAACGACCUUAUGGCUGAUAUAUACUUUGUCGUCGGAAAUCCAGGGCACACCCAACGUAUACCAUCCCAUAAAUAUAUUUUAGCCACUGGAAGUUCUGUUUUCUAUGCUAUGUUCUAUGGUGGCCUAGCAGACACUAAAGAAGAAAUUGAGGUGCCUGAUGUUGAGCCAACAGCUUUUCUCACUUUACUAAGAUAUUUAUAUUGUGAUGAAAUCCAACUGGAGCCUGACACAGUGUUAGCUACAUUGUAUGUGGCUAAAAAAUAUAUCGUACCACAUUUAGCCAGAGCUUGUGUUAAUUACUUGGAGACAAGUUUAACUGCAAAAAACGCAUGUCUGCUCCUCAGCCAAUCUCGACUAUUCGAGGAGCCAGAACUGAUGCAGAGAUGUUGGGAAGUGAUUGAUGCUCAAGCAGAGAUUGCAUUACAUUCAGAUGGAUUUGUUGAUAUAGAUGCUGACACGUUGCAGAGUGUAUUAGGACGUGAAACCAUUAAUUGCAAAGAAACCAUACUAUGGGAAGCAGCCAUGAAUUGGGCCUCAGCUGAAUGUAGCAGACGUGAAAUAGAACCAACCCCAUCUAAUAAACGACAAGUAUUAGAUUCUGCUCUGUAUUUACUCAGGUUGCCAGCAAUGUCUCUAGAAGAAUUUGCCAACGGACCAGCUCAAAUGGGCAUGCUAACAUUAGAAGAAACGGUUGAUUUGUUUCUCCACUAUACUGCAUCCAACAAACCUCGCUUGACUUAUCCAACUAAACCACGGAUAGGACUAAAACCUCAGACGUGCCAUCGAUUUCAGUCCUGUGCUUAUCGUAGCAAUCAAUGGCGGUAUCGAGGUCGUUGUGAUAGUAUUCAGUUUAGUGUUGAUCGCCGUGUGUUCAUUGUUGGUUUCGGUUUAUAUGGUUCAUCAACUGGGGCAUCCGAUUACACUGUUAAAAUCGAACUCAAACGUCUAGGACACAUUUUAGCUGAAAACAACACAAAAUUUUUUUCAGAUGGUUCAAGUAAUACUUUUCAUGUUUAUUUUGCACAUCCUGUACAAGUAGACCCCGAAUUGUUUUAUACUGCUUCAGCUAUAUUAGAUGGUGCAGAAUUAAGUUAUUUUGGCCAAGAAGGACUUAGUGAAAUAAAUGCUGGUUGUGUGACAUUUCAAUUCCAAUGUUCUUCUGAAAGUACUAAUGGUACUGGAGUUCAAGGGGGACAGAUUCCAGAACUCAUAUUUUAUGGUCCAGUUAGUGAAAACCACUAAUACAUGUUUAAAUCAUUUUCAAUCCGAAUUAAAUACCUAAGUAUAUAAAACUACUAAACUCAAUAUUUUGUGAAAAAAUGUUGCUCCUAUAUGAUACUUUGGAUAUUUAUUAUAUCCAUCACUAAAUCACAUCUCAUAUUAUAAUUCAACUAAAUCUUUAGUGUAUGAUUACACAUUCUCGCCAAGUAAAAUAUGUAUAUUUUAGAUAAUAUGUCUGUUAUAUUAUUUUUUCUUUGUUGGUAAUUAUGAACAGUAUUCUGUCAGAAUAUUCAAACUAAAAUAUAUUUAUUUCAAUAUUUUCUACUAAGUUAAUUAUAAUUAUAUAACUAUGCUAUGUGUGUGCAAUAAUAACUAGUCCAGUGUUCGAAACAUUUUUCGAUUCAUAUUUAUAUAAUAGUAUAUUUAAAAUCUAGUUCUGUACAAGUUUCAAUUUUUUUAGACAACAUUGCUAUUACUAUUAUUUAUUUGAAUUUUUGUUUAUAUAUAAUUUAAAUUAAAAAUAUUAAUGAUUCUUUUAAAUGUUUUAAUUCAGUUAUUUUGGUUUGGAUAUUUUGACUUAGAAUCAUUAUGAACUGAUAUUAUAUGUUAAAUAAUAAAUAUACAUUUUUAUGACAGAAGAGACAAACAUGCUUGACUUAUUAGACAUUAUUAUUUUUAUUUUAUAACAUUGUUAAGACUAUUAAUUAAAAUAGGCAUAUUUUCUAAAUUGUUAACCAACUGUAUUAAUUUACAAGUUAUAAAUUUCUUGCUAUAGUGCUUUAUUUUUGUUUUUUAAUUUGUAUUAUAUUAAGUGUCAAAAAUUUUAUGUUAAACAUAUUAUGAAUUAAGAUCAAACCAUUUACUAUUUGAUCAAAUUUUGUCGCCUUAUCUUGUAUUAUUUUAAUACACCUUUAUACGCUCAAUAUGCUUGUGCAUAUAAUUAUUGUUUGAUAAUAAAUAUAUUAUAUAAUUUACAUUGAUUAAAUAUAUUAUUAUGUAUAUUAAAUCAAUGGUACUUAUGGAUAUCACUCUAUGGAUUGUUUUUAUAUUCUUUUGUUAAUGCAUUACUGAUAGUUUGUUCAUUCUAUUAAUUGCACAAAAUAACAAUUAUUUUUUCUUUAUACUAAAUUUUUUCGUCGUAGACUACUUAAUAAUUUAUAAAUUUAUUUUAUUUACUUAAAAGUUGAUACUAGGUUACCAUUAAUUGACUGUAUUUUGAGCUUUAGCAAUGAUAUUAAAAUAGUAUUAUGAUUGUUUAAGUUAUUAUGGCAUUAUGUAACUUUUUCAUAUAAAUUAAAUGGUUGUUAUUCUUAUAUUAUAAUUAUGUUUUGGGGAAAUAUAUUUUGGAACAAAAUUUGUAUUUUCAACUUAUUCUAGCGUUUUUCACCAAAAACAAAUUUUUUUAAGAAUCAUCUAAAAAAUCAUUAAAUAUUUAACUUUAAUUUAUAAGUCAAAAAUUAUAAGUGUACUUAUAUAUUUUUCUUAAACACCAAUCAAUCGUUUUGACUAGUGUUUUAUUUUCACAGUUAAUUAGUUUUUUAUGAUAAGAUGUCUACUGCCUAGGCCACAGACCUUAUACUUAGAGUACUUAGAAUGUAACGUCUAUGGUCUAGACAUUUCUUGUAUGUUUUUGACAAAUAUUUAUUUAGUAGGCUGUGAUAGGGGUUUAUUUUUAUUUUAUGUAUUUCAUAUUUUUAAAUAAAACACAUUUUAUAAACAUA